This is a messenger RNA of Austrofundulus limnaeus, 232 nucleotides long. RefSeq names its product tyrosine-protein kinase receptor TYRO3. The record is from RefSeq and is a predicted model, not a curated record. Gene Ontology annotation, biological process: multicellular organism development; phagocytosis; cell migration. Lineage: Eukaryota; Metazoa; Chordata; Actinopteri; Cyprinodontiformes; Rivulidae. Gene Ontology annotation, molecular function: transmembrane receptor protein tyrosine kinase activity; ATP binding. Gene Ontology annotation, cellular component: plasma membrane; signaling receptor complex.
GAGUGAGUCUUCACAGGCGUCCAGGUCAGCGGCUGCCCGUCCCCAUGGUGGUCCUGCCCUUCAUGAAACACGGAGACCUGCACACCUUCCUGCUGCUGUCCCGCCUGGGAGACCAGCCCUUUGACCUGUCCCUGCUGACCCUGGUUCAGUUCAUGUUGGACGUGGCUCGAGGGAUGGAGUACCUGAGCAGCAGGAGCAUCAUUCACAGAGACUUGGCUGCACGAAACUGCAU